Molecule: messenger RNA, 5306 nt
Organism: Centruroides sculpturatus (bark scorpion)
Lineage: Eukaryota; Metazoa; Arthropoda; Arachnida; Scorpiones; Buthidae
Exons: 21
Coding region: 1011-5180 (1389 amino acids)
Biological process (GO): regulation of DNA-templated transcription
Molecular function (GO): DNA-binding transcription factor activity, RNA polymerase II-specific; RNA polymerase II cis-regulatory region sequence-specific DNA binding
Source: RefSeq, a predicted model, not a curated record
UCAUAUAUAACAUGUUAUGAAAAUUCCGCAUUUACAGUGACGUCAUCAAAUAAUUUCCGACUAAUAAAAUAAGUAUUAAUUUAAAAAAAAAAUGUUAUAUACAUAAAUUUACUAAUUUUACAUUUAGAGAAAUAUUAUUAUUUCCAUUAAUGAAAAAUAUAAAAGCUAAUUUCGCUCCAUUUGUAAACAUUUUUCGUAACAUUUCAGACGAUCGCACUUCGUCUGUUUUCGUAAAUUUGUUAUGAUUUCUGAUGGAAAUAUUCUGUCGCAUCGCUUAUUUGGGUAUCGUAUAUCAGUUUUUAUUAGUAAAAAAUCUUCUGCGCGACAAAUCCACCGAAAUAUUCUUAAUAUAUACUCGAUAUAAGCAUUGUAUUACGUCACAAUUAUAUGACAUUUAGGCACCAACGCUUUCACAAUUCAAUACAUUUUUUCAUAUUAAAAUGUAAUUUGUAUACAUUUGUAAAUACAUAUGAAGCUACACAUAUAAUAGAUCUACUUUUUUGUUUGUUUUUAGAUGUAUUUACUUGUUUACCGCCAAACCUCUAGUUGUUCUCCAUCAAGUUUUCCAACUCAACAUGAGAUUACAUUAUGAACUGGAAAGAUUAAAAUAGAUUUUAUUUGCUUUACCACAGUUUAUAUUCGAUUCGAGUUUUGUUGUAUUCGGUGCUUUUGAUAUGCAAGAAAGAAUUUUUUUUUAUAUUAAUUAUUUCUAAUGAAACUUUUUGAAGAAAACUGCGACAUUUAUGAAGCGAAAAAUGUAUAUUCAUCGAUUUUAAAUAUCGUACAAAGUUAUUUUUAACGUUGAAUUGAUGGAAAGAAUGUCUACAUCACAUAUAUAAAUCUUUGAAAUUCAAAUGAUGUGAGCUAUUUAAUAUAUUAUGAAAAGUUUACUACUAUUAAAUUUGAUAUUCACUACAUUUCUCUUUUCAUACAUGUAAUAAAGAAUUGGAUUAGAAUGGAAUCAGUUCAUAUUUGAAUAGUGAACUGUACUUGAGGAGAGAAAUGGCAUAAUGGAAGAAAAAUAUAGAAUGAAGCCAACAAGAAGAGCAGCUCGUUUAGCUGCACAGAAAAUUUUUAAUACUGUGCACAUGUAUGGCUUAGAUGAACCCGCUAAGCCAGAAAAAGAAUAUUUUCCACCAGGUGGUCAUUUUUCAUCUUCUGAACAUACUGGACUUUUAAUGGAAUGUUGUGAAGAAAUUUUAAGUGGUGUGCAACGAGAAGCAUUUUAUAAAGCAAAACAAGCAUAUGAAGAAGCCAACCAAAAAAUAAUUUAUUUGAAAUCAAUAAAUGCUAAAAUCAUUAAUAAUUUAGACAGUGAUUUUCAAAUUGAUUCAGAAAGUAAUGAAAAUAAUCAUGGAAUGGAUUCAAAAGUUGGACCAAAGUUUUUGGAAAGUAAUUCGUCAAUUGCUAUUCAUCCAGUAAUAAAUAUAAAACCUGUCCAACAACAAACAAUUACAAUUACUACAGGAACUGAUAACAGUUCUUUAUCUGAUGCACUGCCAAAUGCAAAUCCUUCUUCAUAUAAAGUUUAUGAUUCUAGAACAGGAGCAGUUGUUGGUACUUUACCAGGGGAUACAACAAUUGUCUCUCAAGAUGGUGUUCAUAUAUCGUCGGCACUUGAGCCUAUAACAAUUUUAAAAGUGGAUAAAGAAAAACAGUUUACUAUAAAGAGUUCGCUACUACAGGAAGAAAAAUCAAAAAAUAAUAACAGUUCAGAAUCAAAAUAUACUUUACAAAAGACUUUAACUAUAGUAUCAGGUGGCCAUAAAAUGGUUACAACAUUUAAUCUGCUUUCAGUGAGAGUCAAGGCAAAUCUUACAACAGAAAGAAUUUUUAAUAUAAGAGAAUUAAAAAAUUCUCUUAAUCGAGAAAAAUAUCGAGAAGAUGCAGUUCAGUGGAUGAUAAAAAAGAAACUACUCCCAAAUCAAACUAAAUGCAAAUGGUGUUCCUUAUCAUCUCUAAAUUUAAUUGUUGAUAAAUCUCUUGUUGAUGGAUAUACAUGGAAAUGUAGCAAUUUAAAAUGCAAAAAAACUUGUCCAGUGAACAGACUCCCUUUUUUUGGAAGAUUUGGUAUAUCAAUGAGCAGAUUAUUGGCUUUAACUUAUCAUUGGGUUGCACAGACUGAUACUGCUGAUGUAAUGAUGGAUGUAGGAGUAGAUGUAUAUACAGUGCGAUCAGUCUGGAGAACAUUACAGGAAGUAUGUGGUAUUGCUGUUGCUUUAAAAUCAUCAAAACUUGGUGGAUCAAAUUGUUCUGUUGAAUUUGGCAUUGCACAAUUAGGAAGAUUUCUUAUUAUUGGUGUUUAUGAUAGAAGGACAGGGUUAACAAGGGUUAAAGCUAUGUCAGUUGCAGUUGGACUAAAUGUAUCUGUUUUUUUGAAAACUAUUCAGCCAUGGCUUCAUAAGAAGUCUUUAGUGAUAUCAAAUGAUGCCAAAUUAUCAAAAUUAUCUACUAUUGGUCUUCAGCAUGUGCUAGUAAAGUCAUCAUCUCCUGAAGCAGCUGUUCAUACUGAUAACAUUACCAAUUAUUUAAGAAAGCAAUUAUCUUUUCUAUUUGGAGAAUUUGCAGUUAAUCAGUUAAAAAUAGAUACAAUCCAAGGAUUUUUAGAUGAACUUCAAUGGCGAGAAAGAUUUGAUACAUCACCCAAAGAAUGUUUUUGGAAUAUUUUAAAGCAUAUCACUGAUCAGUCAGGCAAACAAGGUUCUACAUGUGAAACAAAUCAGAUUGUUCCAUCAGCUAUCACUGUAUCAGACAUUGGUCAUGAAACUUUAUUAAAACGAAUUCUGAAAGAAGGAAAUAGUUCUUCUAAUAAAAAACAAAAAGUUAAUGGAGUAGAUGUUAUAUUGGAUGAAUAUUAUUAUGCAAGAUUGGAGCCACAAAUUACAAUUAUUGAGAAAAAUAAAGAUAAAGCAAAUCGGUUUAAGUGUCAGCUAUGCAAGAAAUAUAUUGAUAAUAAUAUUAAAGUCAUGAAGCAUAUGAAUGGCCACAUAGAGAAAAGUCGGCAAAAAAAUCUUGAUCUACUUGAUUUAACUCAAUGUAAAUAUUGUUUUAAAGAAUUUCAAACACCAUACAGUAUGCAGUGUCAUAUUGAGGCUGUCCAUCUUCAAACAAAUUCAUUGGCUUGUCGUAUUUGUAAUCAAGGUUUUCCUGAUGUAACUUCUCUUGUUUAUCAUAUGAAAAUGAUUCAUUGUCAAACAGAAAUGCCAUAUUCUUGUUCAGUCUGUCAUUAUCGUUCAUCUUUUCAUAGUGAUGUAAUUGAACACUUUCAGCAGUAUCAUAAUGGAUCAAAUGAAAUUAUGUGCCAUUAUUGUCUUAAAGUAUUCGUAAUUAAAUUUUCUUCAAGAGGACUUGGUUUUGUACUAAAAUUUUAUGAUCAUCUUCAUAAGCAUCAGUGUAAAUCAUCAUCAAAAAAGUGUUCAUCUUGCUGUUUAACUUUUUUAAAUAUACAAGAUUUGAGGAACCAUAAAACACGGGAUCAUCAGAGUAUGGCAUCAGUCAAAGGUGUUGUUCCUAUAAAAUCAUUAAGCACAAAACCAAUAAUUGUUACUAAUCCUCAUAUAAAACCAAAUAAUAGUGAUAAUUAUGAAGUCAUUAUUAUUGAUGACAAAGACAUAAACAAAUCAAAAUUUAGUAAAAAAUGUUCAGUCUUAGAAGAGAGAGAUGUAUCUUUAUCUAUAGCCAAAGAAGUAAUUGGUUAUUCUUGUUUUGAAUGUAAAAAUAGUAUUGAACAAGAUCAUUUCAAAAAGUUUUCUGUAUGUAAGAUAUGUCAUUAUUCAACUAAUUGCAAUAAAGCAUUCCUAAAUCAUAUGGUUCAUCAUGAAAAUAAUUCAGGAAAACUACAAACCAAAUCAAGCAUACAGUUCAACCAUCCAAUGUUCUGUGUCUGUGGUUUUUCUCAUUCCAAUGCAGACAUUCUUGCAUCACAUCUUUCUUAUUGCAAAAAAACAUCAUGUUAUUCCUCUAAACAAGAUGCCUUAGCUGCAGCUGUUAAAUCAGAACCAGAAGGUGAAUAUUUUGAUUGUCCAUCUGCAUUUUUUCCUCCACUCGUUGUUCUUGAUGAUGACGAUGAAGAGGAAUCAAUUAACGAAUCCUUUGCCAAGUUAUCUGCACCAAAUAUUUUACUUGAAGAAGAAAAAAUACUUCCAAUUGAUGAAACUAUAUUAGAAGACCAAAUAUCAAAGGGUGUUGUUCCUAUAAAAUCAUUAAGCACAAAACCAAUAAUUGUUACUAAUCCUCAUAUAAAACCAAAUAAUAGUGAUAAUUAUGAAGUCAUUAUUAUUGAUGACAAAGACAUAAACAAAUCAAAAUUUAGUAAAAAAUGUUCAGUCUUAGAAGAGAGAGAUGUAUCUUUAUCUAUAGCCAAAGAAGUAAUUGGUUAUUCUUGUUUUGAAUGUAAAAAUAGUAUUGAACAAGAUCAUUUCAAAAAGUUUUCUGUAUGUAAGAUAUGUCAUUAUUCAACUAAUUGCAAUAAAGCAUUCCUAAAUCAUAUGGUUCAUCAUGAAAAUAAUUCAGGAAAACUACAAACCAAAUCAAGCAUACAGUUCAACCAUCCAAUGUUCUGUGUCUGUGGUUUUUCUCAUUCCAAUGCAGACAUUCUUGCAUCACAUCUUUCUUAUUGCAAAAAAACAUCAUGUUAUUCCUCUAAACAAGAUGCCUUAGCUGCAGCUGUUAAAUCAGAACCAGAAGGUGAAUAUUUUGAUUGUCCAUCUGCAUUUUUUCCUCCACUCGUUGUUCUUGAUGAUGACGAUGAAGAGGAAUCAAUUAACGAAUCCUUUGCCAAGUUAUCUGCACCAAAUAUUUUACUUGAAGAAGAAAAAAUACUUCCAAUUGAUGAAACUAUAUUAGAAGACCAAAUAUCAAAGGAUGAGAAAGAUGAAAGGCCAAACAUGCUGAAUGCUUUAGGACUUGUUAGAAAGAAAUCAUCCUCUCUUCCACCAGGUACAUCAGUGUUCCAUGAUGAAAGCAGUCAAGAUGUGAUUUUGCCUUCAAGUGGUGAUUUAAGUCAAUCUGUGAGCCCAACUGAAAAAACUGAUAGCAAAGUUCAUCCAGUGGAACUAUCAAAACAAAAUGAGGACCAGUGUGAUGCAAAAACUAUAACAGAGGUUAAUUUAAAUGAUUCCAAAAAUGAUAAAAGUCAAUUACAAACACAGCCAACAGAAAAUAUCAUCAUUGCAUCUUGACAGGCUUAAUGGAAUAAAGUUUUUAAAAUAGAGUAAAAAUUGUUUUCACUGUUUAUAAAAUUGUUCUAUAACUAUAAUCUGCGUAAUGUGAUAAUGUUGAUAUAUAUUAAAAUACAUAAAACUUUU